CUCUGGCUCUGGGGAGAAGGGGCAGGCCGGCCCGGGAAGGAGGAGAUAGAGGAGGAGGAGGAGGGGCUGCAGCUGGAGGGGCGGACAGACCCAGCCCAGAGCUCUGCGUGCUUCCUGUCGCCUGUCUCUAAACCCCUCCACAUUCCUUCGGACCGCCAGACUGCCCGGACCGCUCUGCCGCCGCCUGCCUCCGAGGGCUGCCAGCACCAUGAGGGCCUGGAUCUUCUUCCUCCUUUGCCUGGCCGGACGGGCCUUGGCGGCCCCCCAGCAGCAGGAAGCCCUACCUGAUGAGACGGAGGUGGUAGAGGAAACCGUGGCCGAGGUGGAGGAGGUACCCGUGGGUGCCAACCCUGUCCAGGUGGAAGUCGGAGAAUUUGAAGACGGUGCUGAGGAAACCGUCGAGGAGGUGGUGGCUGAAAACCCCUGCCAGAACCACCACUGCAAGCAUGGCAAGGUGUGCGAGCUAGACGAGAACAACACCCCCAUGUGUGUGUGCCAGGACCCCACCACCUGCCCUGCCCCUGCCGGCGAGUUUGAGAAGGUAUGCAGCAAUGACAACAAGACCUUCGACUCUUCCUGCCACUUCUUUGCCACCAAGUGCAACCUGGAGGGCACCAAGAAGGGCCACAAACUCCACCUGGACUACAUCGGGCCUUGCAAAUACAUCCCCCCCUGCCUGGACUCUGAGCUGACCGAAUUCCCCCUGCGCAUGCGGGACUGGCUCAAGAACGUGCUGGUGACCCUGUAUGAGAGGGAGGAGGACAACAGCCUUCUGACCGAGAAGCAGAAGCUGAAAGUGAAGAAGAUCCACGAGAACGAGAAGCGCUUGGAGGCCGGAGACCACCCUGUGGAGUUGCUGGUGCGAGACUUUGAGAAGAACUACAACAUGUACAUCUUCCCCGUGCACUGGCAGUUCGGGCAGCUGGACCAGCACCCCAUUGACGGGUACCUGUCCCACACCGAGCUGGCCCCACUGCGCGCACCCCUCAUCCCCAUGGAGCACUGCACCACCCGCUUUUUUGAGACCUGUGACCUGGACAAUGACAAGUACAUCGCCCUGGAGGAGUGGGCCGGCUGCUUCGGCAUCAAGGAGCAGGAUAUCGACAAGGAUCUCGUGAUCUAAAUCCAGCCUCCUUCCACAGAACCGGAUCCUCUCUCUUUGACCUGUUCCCUCCUGUUCCCCCCCAAGUUUAAAAUGUUUGGAUGGUUUGUCGUUCUGCCUGGGGAUAAGGUGCUAACAUAGAUCUAAGUGAAGACAUUAACGGUGCUAAACGUGGAAAUCGUAACCAAGUCCUGACAUCUAAUUUGUAAUUUGACUCCGGAGGCCUUUGGCUCACGUGUUAACAGUCCUGUUGCCUUUCUCUCGCCUUCUGCAACACUUCCCAGUGUCUACUGGCUGUGGUGAAAAAUCACCUGCUCCAGUCUGCUGCACACACAUUACAUCCUCAGACUUUCUCUGUUAUUCUGCUAACAUUCACCGAAUCAGACUUCGAGUUCAUUUUAUUUCAGGGUUUGGGCUGCCUGGGGUCUCCCCAGGGGCCACAGGUGAGCAGAGGGAAAUAACAGAAGAUAUUGGCCAGAGUGUUUGUGGGGUAGAGGACUGGUGGUGGAGAGAUCCCUGCAGAGCCAGGGAGAGUGAGUCCCGUUUGCCCGGGCUGUGGCUGAGAGACGGUCUGGGGUUCAUUCUGAAGACGCACGCACCCCGCUUCCCGCCAUUUCCGCCCUCGCUCUGCCGAGCAGUUUCUUUGCACACCAGGCGGUUUGUUCAGACUUCGGGGUGCCGCAGCCAGUGGUUCUCUGCCGGGUAGAGGAACGCGUGCUACAGGUUUCUUCCCUCCUAACUUCUUGUGGAGAUUUCAGGCUUCUUCUCAGGGGCUCCAGGGGCUGGAGGCUGUUUCAGGCAGGAAAGGCAAAAUCCAGAGCGAGACAUAGAAAGUCGUAUAAAGCAGAAAAAGUGGAGUUGGUGAACUGGUUGUUCUUGUUGUUGUUUUUUUGUGGGUUUUUUUGUAUUUAGAAGGCUGUCAUAAGUGUUCUAGCAUAUUCCACCUUUUCUUUCCCCAUUUCGUCUUCUGUUAAUCAAGAGAAACUUCAAAGUCAAUGGGAUGGUCGGAUCUCACAGGCUGAGAACUCGUUCACCUCCAAGCAUUUCAUGAAAAAGCUGCUUCUUAUUAAUCAUGCAAGCUCUCUCUCCAUGGUGGGAAGAGUUUGACAAAUCUUUCAAAAUAAAAAGUAAUAACUUAGAAACUGC
Heterocephalus glaber (naked mole-rat) is the source of this 2248-nucleotide messenger RNA. It is a transcript of the gene Sparc, whose product is annotated as secreted protein acidic and cysteine rich. The record is from RefSeq and is a predicted model, not a curated record. Gene Ontology annotation, molecular function: calcium ion binding; protein binding; collagen binding. Gene Ontology annotation, biological process: anatomical structure development. Lineage: Eukaryota; Metazoa; Chordata; Mammalia; Rodentia; Bathyergidae.